ACAUAAAUAAACCCUACUAAUCAGUUUAAGUUGCAAAUCUUGGUACGAACAUUUGUUUUCACGUAACCGCCACAAUAUGUGUUUAGUGAAAUUGUUGUUAAGGCGGGUUCUUCUUGUUCGCAUCCAUUUUAUUUACCAAAUUAAUAAGCGAAUUUUAUAAUAAACUAAAAAAAAAGAACAAUUGCUAACUGUUCUAUUCCUCAUCCAAACUAUGGUCGAACGUAGUUUCAGUUACAUGAACGCAUAUUAUGAUGAAUGUUUACAAACAUCCUUUUAUAUUCAAAAUAAAUUAUAUAUGUGUCGGGGAAGGAACAGGUGAACAUGAUAUAAAUAUGUAACAGCGGCGAUGUACAUUUAAACAUCAAUUACUGUUAAAACUUGAUGUGUCUGUAUUUAGCAAUAUGUCCUGCAAUAAAUCUUUAAAAAGAAAAAGGGUAGUGCUCAGUCUUGAUGAAAAAUGUGAUAUUCUCAGACGAUUAAAAACGGGCGAAACUGGUACUGCUUUGUCACAAAAAUACAAUAUUGGCAAAUCAACUAUAUCAGCAAUAAAAUCGAAUGAAGAUAAGAUUUUGAAAUAUCAAGCAAAUAUGCUUGUUAAUGGAAACUAUGGGAGUAACAAAAAGAGUAUGUCAACUGCAGAAAAUGACCAUUUGGAAAGUGCAGUUUUUCUAUGGUUUUUGCAACAGCGUACUAUAGGCACACCAAUUACUGGUCCAAUUUUAUGUGAAAAGGCUUUGCAAUUAAAUAAAAAAAUUGGGGGUAGUACAAAUUUCAAGGCUAGUAAAGGGUGGUUACGAAAUUUCAAAGCACGUCAUGGAAUACGUUUAUUAAAUAUUCAGGCUGAAAAACAGUCUAUAAAUGCAGAAGCUGGUGAAACAUUCAAAAAGAAUUUAUGUGACUUUAUACAAGAACAAAAUUAUUCAGAAGACUGUAUAUAUAAUGCAGAUCAGAGUAGUUUGUGCUGGAGGUCUUUACCUCAGAAACAGCUUUCAGUAGAUUGUAAAACAUAUGAAGACAGAGUGACUAUUAUGGUUUGUUUUAAUGCCACAGGUUCACAUAGACUUCCAUUGUUUAUGAUUGGGAAAGCUCAAAAACCCAAGUGCUUGAAAUAUAUUAGCAGUCUUCCUAUUAUUUAUAAAACACAAAAGAAUGGGUGGAUGAAUACUGAUUUAUUUAAAUCAUGGUACCUUUUAGAUUUUAUUCCAAAUGUAAAAAAGUAUCAGGAAGAAAGUGGGAGGAAAGGAAAAGUUUUGCUCAUAUUAAAUAAUGUACCAUUGCAUUCUUUAAAAGAGUUAAAUGCACUUACAGAUGAAAUGUUUCAUAUUAGGUUUCUUCCAAUAAACAUAACAUCUGUAAUACAAUCAAUGAAUCAAGGUAUAAUUGAAAAAGUUAAAAGAACAUAUCGCAAACAUUUGCUAAAUAGCAUACUGGGUGAAGAUAAACAAAAUUUAGAUGUAUUACACUUUUUAAAACAUUUUGCACUACAAGACUGUUGCCAUAUAAUACAUAAAGCAUGGAACCUAGUCACUAAAGAAAAUCUAUACAAAGAAUGGAAGAAACUACUUUAUGAUAAACAAAAGAUAGAAGUAAUAGAUAAAGAAACAAAUAAUGAUAUAGAAGAAAUUUUACAAAUUCAUCAUGUUGCAAAACGUAUUUCAUGUAGUGACAAUUGGGAAAUUAAGGACACUAUAAACUGGCUUAGGAGUGAUGAAAAUGACCACAGUUUUCAAGUUUUGAAUGAUGAAGAAAUUAUAUGCGAAGUUGCAGGAUACAAUGCUAUUAGUGAAGCAGAAGAAAUGGAAAGUACUGAAGAACCUGAAUCCAGUACAGCAAAUGACUAUAAUAAAGAAACAAUUCCUACUGAUGCUCAUGCAUUAGCUGCUUUAAACAUAGCUAUCAAAUGGUUUGAAGCACAGGCAGAAUCAAAUAUUGUUGAUUUGCAACGCCUUAAUUAUUUAAGAGAUCUUGCAAGCUCAAAAAUUUUUAAUAAAUAAUUGUUUUAUAUUAUUAAAUUAAAUUUUAUGUUUCA
Molecule: messenger RNA, 2029 nt
Organism: Megachile rotundata (alfalfa leafcutting bee)
Lineage: Eukaryota; Metazoa; Arthropoda; Insecta; Hymenoptera; Megachilidae
Product: jerky protein homolog-like
Source: RefSeq, a predicted model, not a curated record